AUGGGCGGGCCGACGCGCGUGCGUCGACUUGGAACCUUGAAGAUUGACAUCUCAAGGUACAAGGGAACCGAUGAAGGUUCCCUUUUGAGGUGGUUCGUCGAGUUAGACGAUGCCAUCAGGGCCCGUCGCAUCGAGGGUGACGAGAUGCAAGUCACCUUCGCCCUGUAUAAUUUGACAGGACGAGCAAAGACUUGGGCCUUAGGGGUCAAGCUUCACGAUCCAAACGUGUUUAAGUCGUUAGAUUUCUUGAACUCUCGGCUCGAAGAGACGUUUGAGCCGCCGAGAGCCGAGUUCAAAGCACGCUCUGCACUCUUGAGGCUCAAGCAAGGUAAGCGUGAUGAGCAUGCUUACGCACAACACCUGCACUACCUUGCGAGCAGCGUCAUGGAAAACCCGAUUGAUGAGCACAUGCUCAGCAAGGUUUUCAUCUACGGCAUCGUAGAUGGGCCGGUGAAGAUCCACAUGUUCGAGAGAACUUUCAUACGCUUAAAAGGCGAUAGCGUAUGCGGAACAAGAGGAAUUUAG
Peronospora matthiolae is the source of this 525-nucleotide messenger RNA. The record is from the annotation of a GenBank genome assembly. NCBI's taxonomy places the organism in Eukaryota, Oomycota, Peronosporomycetes, Peronosporales, Peronosporaceae.